AUGUCUGGGGAUGCCCGCAAGGCGCUCGAUGUCUUGCAGGUAACUGCGCCCAAGUUCAUGCACGUGGAGAGCGGUGGCGCAGUGAUUAUUCUCGCCACGCCACGAACCUGCCGAACCGUUUGGUUUUCUUCUGACUGCCCACCUCUUCUGCUUGAACGGCGAGCUGUGGAAAAACUUGGAGGCGAAAUCAGGAAGCAAACGGUGCUGAGCCCCAAUGGAGAAGGCCCUGCGCUCACGACGACGGUGCCCCGCAGGGUGACCCUCCCGCAGAUCUCCGCCGUGCUCUCGGAGGUUUACGGGAGCCCCAUGGCGUCACGCGCCGGGGACCAUGGCGGCAGCUUUCCCCUGCAGCAGAAGCUGCUCGUCAUCACGCUGCUGAUGCUGGUGCGCAGUGGCAAGGUCAGGGAGUUCACCUUUGGCAAGAUCCACGAGACGUACACCGGAGUCUGCCAGAGGCACCAGAUGGCGCGGUUGCACCAGUCGGAGUGCCUGGCGCUGUGCAGUCUGCUGGAGGCCCGAGGAAUCCUGACCAUCAAGAACUCCAAGGAGGCUCGCCUCAUGAAGGUGUCGUUGAAGAUCGACCAGAGCGACGUGGAGCACGCUCUCCAGGACAAGGUUCUCCUCUCGAGCAUCCUGCAGGCCGGGAUCCCCAAGUAGGGAGCUGCCACCUUCUCCACCUCCUCCACCUCCUCCACCUCCUCCACGCCCUUUGCUGCUGCCGCUGUCUCAAAGCGAGCCUCAACGACGACAGCCGGGGGUCCGUGUCGACGAUCGACCCUUCCACCGACGAGGUUGUUUCGUUGGCGAAACUUCAGUCGGCUGACUUUUUUUAAAGCCCCUUUUUGAAAGGCAAUUUUAUCGCAUAUAGCGGCCGGGCAAAGGUGAGGACGCCGCGUCGUUUGGGAGCCAUCUCCGUGCCAGCUUGUCGAGUUUGAUCUUAUUGACAAGUUGCUUUGUGAAUUGAGUACGAUUCACGUUGGGCUCAAAGCUGAGCAGCAAUUCUCAAACCUAUGAAGUUAACUGACAAUCCACGAGGCCCAUAUUGCUAUGACGUUGUUGGCUUGUUCCAAACUCUUUUAAAGGAAACACCGUUGAUCAUUGUUCUUAUUGUGACUUGCAGCUUGCUGGUUGUUUUACCAGUGUGGAAUGGUGAAUAAUGUAUCUUUUCCAAACGCAACAUGAAAUGCACACAUCACCGCCGUGCCAAGUGGCACUGGGUUCGAAGCGUUCAACUCAACCUUUGGAAGGUGUCCAGAUUAAUUAGUAGUUCAGGGUUGGCUUAACCAAUCGUCUCCCGAGUCUGUUAAAUGAGCACCACUGGGAAGUCAACAGUGGUCAUCCACUAAAACAGCGUUCUGCACUAAUGUUCAGAGCGGGGGCCACUUUCACCGAUAAGACAUCAGUGUGUGUGUGUGAAGGCCGCCACACGUUGAAAUCCUUUGGGGUUUGACAGCAGCACGAUGAUGGGGGGGGGGGGGGGUAUUUUCACUAUUUAUUUUCUGGGGGCCGCACUAAAGGCCACCAGGGUGCGCCAUUGUCCCUGCGGGCCUUGCAAUCAAGAACACUGCUCGACAAAGACUUGCUCUCCCAUCAAGAACAUCUCAUCACUGGCUUAGAAGCCAUCGAGAUGAGAACUGCUCAAUCUUAAGCCGAAAUACAUUUCCAUGUGUGAUGAAACUCCUGCCGUGACUUGUGAAAGUAUAAUGAAACUCGUCGCUGCGGUGUGGCAGCGUCGGAUGUGUACACGUGAAGUGUUUUGAGGAUACUUUUUUGCUGAAAAUAAUCAACUUUUUUCAAUGCCCAGCACACACUUCCCCAUUCAUGUUUGUAAAAUAUGGAGACGUUCAAUUUUGAUUGAGAUUUUAUUGAAUAACAUCAUGGCUAUUUUACAGCCUCUUUGUAUUAUCCGAAUCAUUGUUUGGUAUUAUUAACCUGUUGGCAUGAAACUUAAUUGUGUAAUUUUAGUGUUAUCUGUGGUUUUAUUUUGAAAAAAAGUCCCUAAAAUCCAAUUGCUACGUAUUGUGGUGUGGAUGACUUAAAUUUUACGUGAAAACUUCUGAAUGCCAAACUAAAAUGGGGUAUGCUUAUGAUCGAAAUGCAUAUUAUGUUUUACUAAUUCAAUAGUGUAUCAGUUAAGUGAGCUUUAUGGCCAUGCGAGGUGGUGUGUGUGUGCAUUAUGAUGUUCAACAGUUUGCAAUAACAGUGUUAAUAUUUUAAAUAAAUGCUUUU
Messenger RNA from Lethenteron reissneri (Far Eastern brook lamprey), 2229 nucleotides. RefSeq names its product cell division control protein 6 homolog. Gene Ontology annotation, molecular function: DNA replication origin binding. Gene Ontology annotation, cellular component: nucleus. The record is from RefSeq and is a predicted model, not a curated record. NCBI's taxonomy places the organism in Eukaryota, Metazoa, Chordata, Hyperoartia, Petromyzontiformes, Petromyzontidae. Gene Ontology annotation, biological process: mitotic DNA replication checkpoint signaling; DNA replication initiation.